Colletotrichum graminicola M1.001 is the source of this 1476-nucleotide messenger RNA. Its product is annotated as major facilitator superfamily transporter. Lineage: Eukaryota; Fungi; Ascomycota; Sordariomycetes; Glomerellales; Glomerellaceae. The transcript is spliced from 10 exons. Gene Ontology annotation, molecular function: transmembrane transporter activity. Bases 1 to 1476 code for a protein of 491 amino acids. The record is from RefSeq and is a predicted model, not a curated record. Gene Ontology annotation, cellular component: membrane. Gene Ontology annotation, biological process: transmembrane transport.
AUGGCAGCGAGCGAGAAGCGUUCGCCGUCGGUGGAGCGGGAAGAGCGUACCAUCAACCACGUCGACAGCGUGCUUCAGGACGAGAAGCCCGUUGCCCAGGAUGAGGAGAAUCGCGACUGGACCGGGUCCACGAAGAAGACCGACCCCGAAGAGAUCAAACUCGUGCAGAAGUUGGAUUGGCGGAUAAUGCCGACACUCUGCGUCAUGUAUUUCCUGAACUAUGUUGAUCGUAACGCCAUCGCCCAGGCCCGACUUGAUGAUCUAGAGAAGGAUUUGGGUAUGUCCGGCACACAGUUUAACACUGCAGUUUCAAUCCUCUUCGUUGGCUACGUCCUCAUGCAGAUUCCCUCCAAUAUGUUGAUCACCAGAAUACAGCCAGGCUUGUACAUGAGUGCAUGGAUGCUUGUUUGGGCUGUGGUCUCGGGUUGCACGGCUCUGGUCCAGAACUAUGGAGGUCUCGUUGCUUGCCGCUUCUUCUUGGGUAUCACCGAGGCUCCUUUCUAUCCCGGCGCCACCUAUAUGCUGUCAAUCUUCUACACUCGCAAAGAGGUCGCAUCCCGCAUCGCUGUUCUCUACUGCGCCCAGAUUCUCGCCACCGGCCUCUCCUCCCUCAUCGCUGCCGGUAUAUUCGCCGGCAUGGGCGGUCUCAACGGCAUCGCCGGAUGGCGCUGGUUAUUCAUAGUCGAAGGUGCCGCCACCGGCGUCGUCGCCCUCUUUGGUUUCUGGCUCCUCCCCAACACGCCUCUGACGACGCGCUGGCUGACCGAGCGCGAGCGCGAGCUCGCCCACUCCCGCAUGGAAAAGGACAAGCUGUCGGACUCGGACAACAACAAGGCCUCGGCCAUGGACGGCCUCAAGCAGGCGGUUCGCGACAAGCGCACCUGGCUGUUCUGCCUCAUGCAGAACUUCCACCUCAGCGCCUGCUCGUUCAAUUCUUUCUUCCCCACUGUCGUAAAGACCCUUGGCUUCAGCACUACAGUCACACUCCUGAUGACCUGCCCGCCCUUCAUCUUCGCAGGUGCUGCUGGCAUCUUCUUCGGCUGGAGCUCCGGCAGACUCCAUGAGAGGACAUGGCACAUCACCGCGGGUCUGGGCAUUGCUAUCGUUGGUUUUGUCAUGGCUUCCUCUACACUCAAUACGGCGGCUAGGUACAUUGCAUGCUUUAUCUUCGCUAUGGGCGCCUACUCUGUGAACAGCGUUAUCAUUGGCUGGGCCUCGUCGACUCUCUCACAGACCAAGGAGAAGAAGGCAGUUGUUCUUGCCAUGACCAACGUCGGGGGACAGAUCGGCUACAUCUACGGCGCGUACCUGUGGCCCAGCACUGACUCGCCCCGCUACGCCAUUGGCUUUGGCGCUUCGGCCGGCUUCUCACUGCUCUCAAUCUUGUGCGCGUGGUGGAUCCGUGUCUUGCUCGUCAGAGAGAACCGGAGGAUCCGGGCGUCCACUUCGGAACAGGUCAACUUGUACGGGUACUAA